Molecule: messenger RNA, 801 nt
Organism: Cercopithifilaria johnstoni
Lineage: Eukaryota; Metazoa; Nematoda; Chromadorea; Rhabditida; Onchocercidae
Source: the annotation of a GenBank genome assembly
AUGAUUGAUUCGGAAAAUGAGGAGUUGGUCGAAAUCCAUUCCAGUGCAGAUACUAUUGGUUAUGAGAAUGAUCGACCAGGAUCUUCCAUGUCGACCACCACUUCGUCAACACUUUGUCAGAGUUUGGGGAGUUUCGAUAGUAAUAAUAUCGUUGAAAUGGAGGAUACUGUUCCGUCUAUUAUUGAUUUUGCAAGUCAAUCAAGACUGAUGGCUAGAAUACGCGAUAAUAAACCGAACCGGAAACUUCCAUCUCGUUGGGAUGAUGACGAUGAUGAUGGCAUCUUGGACAAGGAUAUGAACGAUCCAAAGGAGCAAGUGCUGACGGCAGCUGAAGAUGGUAAUUUGGAAUUGCUCAAGGAUUUGAUCGGCAAUAAUCCGUCGUUGCUGUCGGCUCAUGAUGCCGAUGGAUAUACGGCGUUGCAUCGAGCUGCAUACAGUGGACAUACCGAUAUUGUCGGAUACCUAUUAUCGAUUGGAGCCAAUCCGGAAUGGAAUACGAACGAUGGUUGGACAGUGUUACAUUGCGCAGCAACAUGGUCGAUGUGUGAAGUUGUGGCGUUGCUGCUUCGUCAUGGCGUUAAUGUUAACAGUCGGUCACAUGGCAAUCUUACACCAUUGCAUCUUGCAAUCACGUCGAAUCAGCCGGAGGAUCGUGUCAUUACAACAGUUCGCUAUCUUCUCGAAGCACCAGGUAUUGAUGCUGCAGCGGUAUCGAAUUGUGGUGAUUCACCUUUACUCGUCGCAGGAAGGACAUCGGCGAAAAUUACUGAAAUGCUGAUACGUUAUUUCAGCAAACCUUAA